Cuscuta epithymum is the source of this 2252-nucleotide messenger RNA. The record is from the annotation of a GenBank genome assembly. Lineage: Eukaryota; Viridiplantae; Streptophyta; Magnoliopsida; Solanales; Convolvulaceae.
CUCUGGUAUAAACAUUCAUGAAGUGAGUUGUGAUGUGGUUAGCUGUCAACUAACAAAGUAAUUGCUGGUGCAGCAUUAUAUAUACACAUUGAGAGAGUCCAUGUUAGCCCCUGUUCAGAUCAAUAGAGAAGUGGUUGCCUGUCUGCUUUGAAAUCUGGCCUUUAUUUUUCUCACUUAACUACUUCUCAAGAGCCUGACAUUAGUAAUCAAUGAGUCUGGGAAUUCACAGCAGCAAAAGCCCCUCCUUUUCACAUUCUGUUCAAUAACUACUAUAAGCUGCCUUCAUCUUUUCCAGACCAUUUUUAUAGUGAGCUAGUUAGCUGACCUCAUUAUCAGUUUAUUUGGACCCAAAACAAAAAUGGGUCGUUUUGUGUCUGUGCUCUGUUUGGCUGUGCUGUGCUGCUUGAGUCCGGUGUCCCACUGCGACGGAGACGGCGGCGUGGACCCGAUUGUUCCGGCGGAGCUCUUGCGGGAUUCGGCUUCGGCUGCGGUUUUCAUCGGGUCGUUGAGGACAACCAUAGACGUCGUCCGGCAGGUGACCUCCAUUGUGUCGAAGUUUGGGACUUUCUUUGGCGGAGAUUUGAGGCUUUCAAACGCGGUCUCCGAUUGCCUUGACCUGCUUGAGCUUUCUGCGGAUGAGCUCUCCACCACUCUCUCUGCUUCUCAGCAGCUCAAUUACGGUAAAAAGGAAAAUGGCACUACUGGAAAUUUGAGCGUGGAUUUACGAACAUGGCUGAGCGGCGCAAUGACCAAUCAGGACACAUGCUUAGAUGGCUUCGAAGGAACCAACGGGUUCGUCAAAAAUCUGGUUUCCGGCAGCCUGACCCAAUUAGGUUCUUCGGUCCGCCAAGUUCUAGACAUGGUCCGCCCAACUCCCGGGCCCAAGCCCAUUGGCAGGAACCUCAGGGAAAAACUCCCCUAUUGGCUCAAACACAACGACCGGAAACUUAUCCAGGUCGACGGACUUAUGGCGGACGCCGUGGUGGCGCUCGACGGCUCCGGGAAUUACACGUCACUGACCAGCGCCAUCUCCGCCGCCCCUGAGAUGAGCAACCGGCGAUACAUAAUCUACGUCAAGAAGGGCGUGUACAGAGAAUAUGUAGAGAUCGGGAAGAAGAAAUGGAACAUAAUGCUGAUCGGAGAUGGAAUGGAUGUCACCAUUUUUACCGGCAAUAGAAGCUUUAUUGACGGCUGGACCACGUACAGAUCUGCAACUUUUGCCGUGAAAGCCCGAGGAUUUAUAGCACGGGACAUGACAUUUGAGAACACGGCGGGGCCGGAAAAGCAUCAGGCAGUGGCUUUCCGAUCCGACUCCGAUCUAUCAGUGCUAUUCCGGUGUGCGAUUCGGGGUUACCAAGACACGCUCUACGCCCACUCCAUGCGCCAGUUCUACCGGGAAUGCAAGAUCACCGGCACGGUGGAUUUCAUCUUCGGCGACAGCACCACCGUCUUCCAGAGCUGUGAGAUCUCCGUCAGGAAAGGUCUCCCCAGCCAAAAGAACACCAUCACCGCGCACGGCCGCAAGGACCCGGCGGAGCCGACCGGAUUCUCCAUCCAAUUCUGCAACAUUACGGCCGAGCCGGACGUGAUCGCCGCCGCAAACACCACCGCCACGUAUCUCGGCAGGCCGUGGAAGCUCUAUUCGCGAACGGUGUUUAUGCAAUCGUAUAUGGGUAGCGCGAUCCGACCCGAAGGCUGGCUCGAAUGGAAUGGCACUUUCGCUCUGGACUCCCUGUUUUACGCGGAGUUUUCGAACUACGGGCCCGGGUCGGGUAUGGGUACCCGGGUGAAGUGGCCCGGUUUCCACCUGAUGAACAACUCGGCUCAAGCUCAUAAUUUCACGGUCGCUGAGUUCCUUUUGGGUGACUCAUGGUUACCCUCAACGGGCGUGAAAUACACCGCAGGGUUAACGGGUUAAGCCUGAUUUGGAUUUGGAUUUGGAUUUGGAUUUGGACAUUUUUGCCCGGUUCAUUGUAUGCAUGUAUUGAUCGUACACUUAUGGGGAGGGACACAUUGAUGUAGUACGUGUUGCCCUUUUCUCCACGUUCAAUUUGAUCACCGGUAUAGUAUUACGGGGUCAUAUUUUUAAUUUUUUAAGAUUGAUGCAAAGCUUUGGUGUUAAUAAUAAAUUAAUAAUCGUGCUAUAACAAUUUCGAAUUGAGUACUCUGCUUUCAUAUUUAAUUUUACUUUAUUGGUUCAAAUAUAGCCAUAUAGGGUCCAUGUUUAUCGAAUUGCAAUUCUUGAAUUUUAC